This is a messenger RNA of Penaeus vannamei (Pacific white shrimp), 1233 nucleotides long. The record is from RefSeq and is a predicted model, not a curated record. NCBI's taxonomy places the organism in Eukaryota, Metazoa, Arthropoda, Malacostraca, Decapoda, Penaeidae.
AUGGCGAGGCUCUCCCGCGAGACAAGUUGCAGAACCAGGAUGUGUGGUUCACUAUUUCGGAAUAAAGUCUUAACUGGAGGUAACUGGUGGUCACUGAGCCCCACAUACGACUCCCCCUACACAAAACGCCCAAAUACAGAGUACCUUAAAUCCCUUUUCUAUUACCGUCUACUUCAAUUCCUUUCCUUUCCUGCAGGAGAAGGAGUUGACCCCAACUGCCUCGGGUGCCUGUGCGAGGCAUCCACCAAGUGCAACGCCUCCACGGCCUGCCACACGCCCUACCCAGGGGCAUACUUCUGCGGACCCUUCCUCAUCUCAUGGGCAUACUGGGCCGACGCAGAUAAGCCAAUCAUUGAGGGCGACAAUGCUGACAAGCAGGGAGCCUUCGAGCGCUGUGUGCAGGACCUGUACUGCGGCGCCGAGACCGUCCGCCGCUACAUGGCUAAAUUCCUGAACAUCGACUGCAACGGCGACGGGACGGUGGACUGCCUCGACUACGCCCACAUCCACAUGAUGGGCGGGUACGGGUGCAAGGAUCCAUCGGUCAGAACCACCGACUUCUAUAAAGUUUUCGAAAAUUGUUGGGAUGUAGUUAACGCGGCUUCUUCUCCAUCUGCUACGUAGAGUAAAAGGCAUUAUAUAAUUAUAUAUAUAGUAUAAUAUAGUCUUUAAAAAAUCGCAAAAAUAAUACGCCUGUGGCCCCCUUGACACGUCGUAUCCUGUCAGCUGACUCGUUCCGGAAUCCGUUUUCUUUUUCUUUUCUAAUUUACCUAAAGAUUGAUUGAGUAAAAUCUGUUCGUCAGAGGAAGUAUCGGGGGUUCUCUCACCGAUAAAGUUGAGGAAUUCUGAACGAGUAAGCUUUCUACUUAUUUAUUUUCUGGUUUAAUGAACUUUCUUGUUUUAUUUCGCUGAAAGUUCUCUUACUCACAAGGCUUUAAAAUGGCAUCACUAUUUUUUCUCUCUAUCUUUUGGCCCAAAAUAAACUUACUGGGUUUAAUAUAUUUAUACAGAAGGGCCUGUCAGUUUAAAUUAAAACGAAAACAAUAUUGGGGAAACAGACCUAUUCAAAUUAAAUUUUCACAUUUACCUUGGACAUUUAGGCUAUUUCAAAACAACUGGACCACUCUCUUUAUGUUGCAUCAAACGGAAGCACGAGAUUUAACACUUUUGUAAGAGUUCAAGUUGAAGGGUUGUCAUGUAAAGUUACUUGCCUUAAUAAAGUAUUGUGAAUUU